This is a messenger RNA of Ylistrum balloti, 1557 nucleotides long. RefSeq names its product excitatory amino acid transporter 3-like. Gene Ontology annotation, molecular function: neutral L-amino acid transmembrane transporter activity; L-glutamate transmembrane transporter activity; glutamate:sodium symporter activity. Gene Ontology annotation, cellular component: plasma membrane. The transcript is spliced from 8 exons. The record is from RefSeq and is a predicted model, not a curated record. Lineage: Eukaryota; Metazoa; Mollusca; Bivalvia; Pectinida; Pectinidae. Gene Ontology annotation, biological process: L-glutamate transmembrane transport. The coding region runs from base 1 to 1557 and encodes 518 amino acids.
AUGGCGGGGGACGAAACAAAGAGAGAAGACCGCAGCUGCUCACAGAAAGUUUGGCGCGUCAUCCUCAACAAUUUGUUGAUCAUCUUGAUGAUUAUCGCCGUGAUCAUUGGCGUGGCUUUGGGGUUAGGACUACGCGAUAUAUGGCCGCCAUAUGAGAAGAGGAAGAUAUUUUUCCUGAAGUUUCCCGGAGACUUGCUGAUGAAUAUGUUAAAGAUGUUGAUAUUACCGUUGGUUGUCUCCAGCUUGAUUUCGGCUUUGGCCACCCUGGACUCGCGAGCCUCUGGUAAGAUGGGACUUCGUUCUAUCGUGUAUUACCUCUCCACUACAUUUGUUGCCGUCGUGCUCGGAAUCAUCCUGGUUGUGUCCAUUCAGCCAGGAAAAAAGGGAAGUCAGAUAGACAAGAGCGGGUCAGCCAAAAAAGCUCAUCCUAUCGACUCGCUCAUGGAUCUCAUAAGAAACUGCUUUCCAAACAACUUAAUAACAGCUUGCUUUCGAAAGCAAGUGACAGAAGUGGACCAGUUCGAGGUUAAACCACCAGUUAUGACCACUACAACAGCUAACCCAAACAUCUCUACUACCAUGAUGCCAAAUUACACAGAAGCAGCAAGUUUUUUUGUGGAUGCCCCUUAUGUCAAUGGACAGGCUGAAGGAAUGAACGUUCUUGGUCUAGUAGUCUUCUCAAUCUUCUUCGGGUGUAUCUUACAAACCAUGGGCGACAAAGGAAAACCAUUGGUGGACUUCUUUGAAUGUCUCCACCAUGCCUCAAUGAGACUUGUGACUUUAGUUAUCUGGUACUCGCCGAUCGGUAUUAUCUUCUUAAUUGCUUCCAAGCUGGUUGCAAUGGAGAGACCGGAAGACAUAUUCGAGCAGUUGGCAUACUACAUGGCAACAGUACUAGCUGGGCUUGCUAUACACGCGUUCAUCCUUCUUCCUCUCUUCUACGGCAUCAUCGUCAGGAAAAACCCUUAUAGAUUCAUGUACAACAUGCUGAAGGCCAUAUUGACAGCUUGGGGAACCGCGUCAAGUUCGGCAACCCUACCAAUAACGAUGGAGUGUUUAGAGGAAAACAACCACGUGGACAUCCGUGUAGUCAAGUUUGUGACCCCUAUCGGUGCUACAAUCAACAUGGAUGGCACAGCCUUGUAUGAAGCGGUGGCCUCCAUAUUUAUAGCGCAAAAUAUUGGGGUUGACUUAGACAUCGGUCAAGUUAUCAUCGUAAGUCUCACAUCUACUGCUGCCGCUAUUGGUGCAGCGGGAAUACCACAGGCGGGACUCGUCACCAUGACAAUCGUUCUGUCAGCAGUGGGCUUACCAAUUGAGGAAAUAACGCUGAUUUUGGCGAUUGAUUGGUUUCUGGACCGUUUCCGAACUGCAGUAAAUGUCCUUGGGGAUUCAUAUGGAGCUGGUAUCAUAGAACAUUUGUCACGGGACGACAUAAGCGCCGCUACUGCGUAUGCUCUAGAAACUGGAACAAACGGUAACGUCACUGGAAACGGCUCUGCUGCAGUGGAAAAUCCGACAUUUAUCAAGGACGAAUAUCCGACUACCAAAAUGUGA